AUGACAUUCUUCGGUUUAACACCCUCAAGCGGUGGUAGUAGUAGUAAUAAUAAUUCAACAACACUGCAGAUACUAACUACUUCAGCGGUCAGUAAUCAACCACAGCAGCUGUCUUCAACCUUGAGCGGUGGUAAUGGUAGUAAUAGUAAUAAUAAUUCAACAACACUACAGAUACUAACGACAUCAACGGUCAGUAAUCAGCCACAGCAGCUGUCUUCAACAUCGAGCGGUGCUAAUGGUAGUAGUAGUAAUAAUAAUUCAACAACACUACAGAUACCCACGACAUCAACGGUCAGUAAUCAGCCACAGCAGCUGUCUUCAACAUCGAGCGGUGCUAAUGGUAGUAGUAGUAAUAAUAAUUCAACAACACUACAGAUACCCACGACAUCAACGGUCAUAGUNAGUAGUAGUAAUAAUAAUUCAACAACACUACAGAUACCCACGACAUCAACGGUCAGUAAUCAGCCACAGCAGCUGUCUUCAACAUCGAGCGGUGCUAAUGGUAGUAGUAGUAAUAAUAAUUCAACAACACUACAGAUACCCACGACAUCAACGGUCAGUAAUCAGCCACAGCAGCUGUCUUCACCCUCAAGCGGUGGUAGUAGUAGUAAUAAUAGUUCAACAACACUACAGAUACCCACGACAUCAACGGUCAGUAAUCAGCCACAGCAGCUGUCUUCAACCUCGAGCGGUGGUAAUGGCAGCAGUAGUAAUAAUAAUUCAACAACACUACAGAUACCCACGACAUCAACGGUCAGUAAUCAACCGCAGCAGCUGUCUUCAACCUCGAGUAAAGCUGCAGAUGUCUCCUUCACUCAAGAUGUUUCGAAUCCACCGUCCUUCUCAUUAAAAACAAUCUCAAGAACACACGAGCCUGGUGUUGAAACACAAACACCCGAGAAAACUGCUAUCCACAGUUCAAGAAUAACAACUAGCCAAAUGACAUCGUUAUUCUCUCUAUUCGUUUCAACCAUUGCGCCAAAAACUACUGGUGUGAACCCACGCCAACCAACUUCAUUCUCUUCUGAGAAAACUCCUGCAUUUACAAAGGAACGUUUACAAACUCAGAAAACUGAAACCAAUACAAGUAAAGGCUGUUAA
This is a messenger RNA of Didymodactylos carnosus, 1101 nucleotides long. The record is from the annotation of a GenBank genome assembly. NCBI's taxonomy places the organism in Eukaryota, Metazoa, Rotifera, Eurotatoria, Philodinida, Philodinidae.